Molecule: messenger RNA, 2059 nt
Organism: Linderina pennispora
Lineage: Eukaryota; Fungi; Kickxellomycota; Kickxellomycetes; Kickxellales; Kickxellaceae
Product: chaperonin-containing T-complex subunit CCT5
Exons: 3
Coding region: 80-1681 (533 amino acids)
Biological process (GO): protein folding
Cellular component (GO): chaperonin-containing T-complex
Molecular function (GO): ATP-dependent protein folding chaperone; ATP binding; ATP hydrolysis activity
Source: RefSeq, a predicted model, not a curated record
UUUCUGGUGUUUGUGUUUUCCUCUUCAUUUUACGUUUCCCGCACACCCUUUUCCAAAGCUAAUUCGAAUCAGUGUGACGAUGAGCGCCAUUUACACGACUGACGAGUACGGCAGACCGUUCAUUAUUGUCCGCGAGCAGGACAAGAAGUCGCGCAAGACGGGCAUUGAGGCGACCAAGUCGCACAUCAUGGCGGCAAAGACCGUCGCCAACAUUGUUCGCACAUCGCUCGGACCGCGUGGCCUGGACAAGAUCCUGAUUUCUCCGGACGGCGACAUCACUAUCUCGAACGACGGAGCCACGAUUAUGUCGCAGAUGGCGGUGGAGAAUCAGAUUGGCAAGCUCCUUGUCGAGCUGUCCAAGUCGCAGGACGAUGAGAUCGGUGACGGAACGACCGGCAUUGUGGUUCUGGCUGGCGCGCUGCUGGAGCAGGCUGAGGAGCUGCUGGACCGCGGCAUCCACCCGAUUCGCAUUUCCGACGGGUUUGAGAAGGCGUGCAAGAUUGCGGUUGCACAUCUGGACGAGGUGUCGGACGUCAUUCCGUGGAGCAAGAACGACACGUCUGAUCUGUUCAAGUGCGCAAAGACUAGUCUGGGCAGCAAGAUUGUGAACAAGUGCCAUGACCAGUUUGCGCAGAUCGCGGUGGAUGCCAUUCUGUCGGAUGUCGAUUUCGAGCUGAUCAAGAUGGAGGGCAAGGUUGGCGGAGAGAUGGCCGACACAGCGCUGGUGCACGGCGUGGUUAUCGACAAGGACUUCUCGCACCCGCAGAUGCCCAAGGAGAUCAAGGACGCCAAGAUUGCGAUCCUGACGUGCCCGUUCGAGCCGCCCAAGCCCAAGACCAAGCACAAGCUCGACAUCACAACCGUCAAGGAGUUUGAGGAGCUGCAGAAGUUUGAGCGCGAGACAUUCGAGAGCAUGGUGCAGCGGGUCAAGGACUGCGGCGCCAACGUGGUUGCGUGCCAGUGGGGAUUCGACGACGAGGCCAACUCGCUGCUGCUGCAGCACAAGCUGCCAGCCAUCCGCUGGGUGGGCGGCCCCGAAAUCGAGCUGCUGGCUAUUGCCACCAACGGCCGGAUUGUGCCGCGGUUUGAGGACCUGAGCAGCGCCAAGCUGGGCUCUGCAGGCACCAUCCGCGAGCUGGCGUUCGGCACGACCAACGAGAACAUGAUUGUGGUUGAGGACUGCGCCAACUCGAAGGCCGUCACGGUGUUUGUGCGUGGUGGCAACAAGAUGAUUGUCGACGAGGCCAAGCGCUCGCUGCACGACGCCAUGUGUGUGGUGCGUAACCUGAUCACUGACAACCGCGUCGUGUACGGUGGUGCUGCUGCUGAGAUCAGCUGCUCGAUCGCCGUCGAGAAGGCAGCCGACCAGGUGUCGUCGAUCGAGCAGUAUGCGAUGCGCUCGUUUGCACGCGCGCUGGAUGCGAUCCCGCUGGCGCUGGCCGAGAACAGCGGCCUGCCACCUAUCGAGACACUGUCGUAUGUCAAGAGCCAGCAGGUCACCGAAGGCAACUCGCGGCUGGGCGUCGACUGCAUGGACACCGGCAUCAAUGACAUGAAGGAGCAGUUUGUCUUCGAUCCGCUGAUCUCGAAGCGCCAGCAGUUCCUGCUUGCCACGCAGCUGGUCAAGAUGAUUCUGAAGAUUGACGACGUCAUUGUCCACAAGGCCGACGACCAGCAGUAAGGCAGACGGUCGAGCCCGAUCGUUCAGGCGCUGCGCUGUCCGAGCAAUAGUCGGCUGCCUUUUUUUCCAAAAAGAAAUACAAAAUCACUCUAUUUCCGCUGAUUAAUUGCCAUGUCUUCUUGCAACAGGGCCCGGUCGUACAGGAUGCAGAGCGAAUGCCUGUCGGCCAUCCCAGUGCCUGGAACCGAUCUUUUUCUUCCUUCUUCGAUCGUGCAGCCCUUCGCUUCCUUUCUGACCUGACUUUUAAUAAUUACUACACUUUUUCUGCACCGACAUAAUGGACCGCUGGUGAAUAUGAGCAGGCUACUAUCGUAUAUCGUACUGCUGGUAUCUGUAUUCUCGAUUCUCGUGAACAGCGCUGAUCAGCUGGCCAUCGAC